AUGAAGAACCUCCCGAUUUUCGUCGUUCUUUUCAUGGCCAUCUCCAUUGUUUCAGGUGCGAGAGAGAUGAGAAUGAAUCAGGAGAAAAGAACUUGUCCCGUAUUUUGGCCAAUGGUUCCAUGCGAAACUAAAAAAUGCGAGAAAAUGUGUUUUGAUUUUUAUGGUCCUGUUUCUUCUUACUGUGAUAGCCCCGGAUCCCCAACCGCUGCAUGUGUAUGUCGUCUUACAGAUUGUUAA
Arabis nemorensis is the source of this 237-nucleotide messenger RNA. The record is from the annotation of a GenBank genome assembly. Lineage: Eukaryota; Viridiplantae; Streptophyta; Magnoliopsida; Brassicales; Brassicaceae.